AUGGAUGAUGGCUUCUUCCGGAGAUCUGAUGGGCGUCGGGAGCGCCGCGGUUGGGUUCUCUCCUGUGGGUCUUUGGGGUCCGCUUGGGAUAUCGAGCGUUGUUCCGUUCGCCUCGCUUACUUACUCUUAAGCAUGGCUUUGCGCAAUAUGAUGGCGUUCGUAGUUCAUUUACUUCUUAUCGAUAUGAACACCCCACAGAUGCAGCUGUAA
Messenger RNA from Hydatigera taeniaeformis, 210 nucleotides. Lineage: Eukaryota; Metazoa; Platyhelminthes; Cestoda; Cyclophyllidea; Taeniidae. The record is from the annotation of a GenBank genome assembly.